This is a messenger RNA of Vicia villosa (hairy vetch), 702 nucleotides long. RefSeq lists its product as uncharacterized. The record is from RefSeq and is a predicted model, not a curated record. Gene Ontology annotation, biological process: positive regulation of DNA repair. The coding region runs from base 1 to 702 and encodes 233 amino acids. Gene Ontology annotation, cellular component: BRCA1-A complex; BRISC complex. Lineage: Eukaryota; Viridiplantae; Streptophyta; Magnoliopsida; Fabales; Fabaceae. The transcript has 3 exons.
AUGAAAGAAAAGGUUGAAGGAGAAGGAAGCAAGAAGGUUGCUGAAGCAAAAAGCAGUUACAAUCUUCAACCCUUACCAAUUAGCAACGAAGAUAUACUAUUCUGCAUUGACAUAGAUCCUGAAUCUGUCCGUCGCUUCGACGCCAUUAAACAAUCCAUCCUUCUCUUCGUCCAUGCCAAACUCACCAUCAAUCCUCGACACCGUUUUGCUUUCGCUACUCUCUCCGGUUCCGUUUCAUCGCUGAAGAAAGAGUUUAGCAGCGACAUUAACUCAGCAAUUGCAGCAACACAAGGGCUUACGGCUGCUACAUCUAGCACUCAGCCAGACCUUACAACUUUGUUCCAACUUGCUGCUCGUGAAGCUAGAAAAUCCCGUGAGCAGGGUCGCAUUUUAAGAGUGAUUUUAUUCUACUGCAGAUCGGCAGUGCGGCCGCAACAUGAGUGGCUUGUGAGCCAGAAGCUCUUCACUAUGGAUAUCUUGUACCUUCAUGACAAACCUGGACCUGACAAUUGCUUUCAAGAGGUCUAUGAUGCAUUGGUACAAACUCUUGAACAUGUUUCAAACUACCAGGGUUAUAUCUAUGCGAUUAGAUCAGCAAAGGAUCUUUACGUUCACGUGUUAAUUCUUUUGUCGCAUCCUCAGCAGCGCUGUGCCCAAAAGUACCUUCACAUACCCAAAGCACUUGAAAAGAAGGGUCGUUGA